AUGUCAUCGCCCAACAAUAACGAUGCUUUUAAGCUCUCUGAGCUGUUCAAUGUCAAGGACAAGGUUGUCGUCGUCUCCGGUGGUGGCUCGGGCAUCGGCCUCAUGGCGACACAGGCAUUCGCUGUGAACGGUGCUAAGGUCUACAUUAUCGGCCGCACAAAGGAGAAGCUCGACAAGGUCGCUGAGAUCUACGGCAAGGACAUUCCUGGACAAAUCAUCCCCAUCCAGGGUGACAUCUCAAAGAAGGAGUCGAUCACUGCCAUGGUCAAGGAGAUUGAAAGUAAGGAGAAGUGUGUCUGCAUCCUGGUCAACAACGCUGGCGUUUCGUCCAACACCAUGCAGACCGAGGCCAAGACUGCCGAGGAGAUGAAGGCUAACCUUUUCGACAACCCCGACUCCAACAUUGAGGACUGGACCGAUACCUACAAGACCAAUGUCCCUCAAUGCUUCUUCAUGACCAUGGGCUUCCUGCCUCUGCUCCAAAAGGCUUCCGAACACCAACACGGCUUCUCUGGCUGUGUCAUUAAUGUCUGCUCUAUCAGCGGAAUCGUCAAGACUGCUCAGCACCACUUUGCCUACAAUGCCUCUAAGGCAGCCGUUAUUCACCUUACUAAGAUGCUCGGCUUCGAGAUCGGCAACAACGGCCUUAAGGUUCGUGUCAACUCCAUCGCUCCCGGUGUCUUCCCUUCGGAGAUGACUCAGGGUGAGAGUGGUGAGAAUCAAAAGUCAGAGCUUCCUAAAGAGGACUUCGAGGGUAAGGUCUUCGCCCAACGCCCUGGUAAUGACAGAGACAUGGGCAACGCAAUGUUAUUCGUGGCUUCUAACCAGUAUUUAAGCAAAGCUAGCAUUCGUACAUGGGGGUCCAGAGCGCGAAUAGCUGAUCACGGCUGA
This is a messenger RNA of Aureobasidium pullulans EXF-150, 891 nucleotides long. RefSeq names its product NAD(P)-binding protein. Lineage: Eukaryota; Fungi; Ascomycota; Dothideomycetes; Dothideales; Saccotheciaceae. The transcript is spliced from 3 exons. Gene Ontology annotation, molecular function: oxidoreductase activity. The record is from RefSeq and is a predicted model, not a curated record. The coding region runs from base 1 to 891 and encodes 296 amino acids.